GAAUCAUGUUGUGUCUGUGGAACCAAUGGUUUUUGUUACCUUAAGAUAUUAUGCAACAGGAAACUUUCUUCAAACUAUUGGAGACUUUGUUGGCAUUGAUCAAUGGACAGCAAGUCGAAUUGUUUGGAAGUGCCUUACAGAAACGAAGAUAAAUAAGAACAGCCUCCAGAGUGAUGUUUGCGUACUUGUUCUUAGCUUCUACAAUCAUCCUAUUUCUCCCGCCGUGUCCAAUUCUCACAGGAUAAUCCGUCUUUUCAAAAAGGAAAACAUUCCUCAUCACACUUUCCCUUUGCCCACUGAACGCAACAUCCAUGCGGUUAUCAGAGGUAUCCCAGCAUCAACCACCGAACAGGAGGACAAAGGUGAACUAGAACAGCAGGGUUACGCUCCCUUUCACAUCAUUCGCCUAAAGCGCAACGGCGGCGUGCCCAUGCCCUUGGUGGUGGUGAUCCUGCCUAAGACGGAUAAGUCACAGCAAGUGUUCAACGAGCAUGAAUUGCUGGGGCUCUCUAGCAUAGUCGAAGUUCAGAAGAACUCUCGACUCAUUGAGCAGUGUCACCGCUGA
This is a messenger RNA of Acanthoscelides obtectus, 565 nucleotides long. The record is from the annotation of a GenBank genome assembly. NCBI's taxonomy places the organism in Eukaryota, Metazoa, Arthropoda, Insecta, Coleoptera, Chrysomelidae.